Molecule: messenger RNA, 645 nt
Organism: Arachis duranensis
Lineage: Eukaryota; Viridiplantae; Streptophyta; Magnoliopsida; Fabales; Fabaceae
Product: guanine nucleotide-binding protein subunit beta-like protein
Exons: 1
Coding region: 103-624 (173 amino acids)
Biological process (GO): positive regulation of protein phosphorylation; rescue of stalled cytosolic ribosome
Cellular component (GO): nucleus; cytosol
Molecular function (GO): protein kinase C binding; ribosome binding; translation regulator activity
Source: RefSeq, a predicted model, not a curated record
AUUUUUGACACCAUAUAUAAAGACAGAAGCAAGCUCCCUUUUCUUCAUCGCAGUUCGCACUCUCUCCCAAUCCUUCAAACCCUACCAUCCACAGAAACAACAAUGGCAGACGGACUUGUUCUCCGCGGCACCAUGCGAGCCCACACGGACUCCGUCACAGCCAUCGCAACCCCAAUCGACAACUCCGACAUGAUCGUAACCGCCUCACGCGACAAGUCCAUAAUCCUCUGGCACCUCACCAAGGAGGGGGGCACCUACGGCGUCCCCCGCCGCAGGCUCACCGGUCAUUCUCACUUCGUUCAGGACGUCGUUCUCUCUUCCGACGGCCAGUUCGCUCUCUCCGGCUCCUGGGAUGGCGAGCUCCGCCUCUGGGACCUCGCGGCCGGAAAGUCCGCUCGCCGAUUCGUCGGACACACAAAGGACGUUAUGUCUGUUGCGUUCUCGGUUGAUAACCGUCAGAUCGUGUCGGCGUCUCGUGACCGCACGAUUAAGUUGUGGAACACUCUUGGCGAGUGCAAAUACACGAUCCAGGACGGUGAUGCGCAUUCCGAUUGGGUUUCUUGCGUUAGGUUUAGCCCUAACACUGUGCACCCUACCAUUGUUUCUGCGUCUUGGGACAGGUAGAUUUAAAUAUGUUUUUUCUUU